Messenger RNA from Clunio marinus, 1664 nucleotides. The record is from the annotation of a GenBank genome assembly. Lineage: Eukaryota; Metazoa; Arthropoda; Insecta; Diptera; Chironomidae.
UAGAAAUUAAUUAAAAAUAGAAAGGAAGGAAAUUUACCGUCAGGUGCUUCUUUGAGUGAAAAAACUUUCAAAGGGAAACUUUCAAUAUGGAAAACGUUUUUGAGAAAAAUCGAGCAAUAUUAACAGCAAUAAUAUAUGGAACUCUUUUAUUGGAUAACAUUCUGCUGACUGUAAUUGUUCCAAUUCUGCCAGAUUUUCUUCAAUCAUUUAACAACAAAACCCAAUCAAAAUUGAACAUUCCAUCAAGCGUUCUCUACAAAAGCUUUGAUUUGCAUUACAUUCCAAAUAGUAUGUUAAAUAAACAUCCAGUCGCUGGCAAUACCUUGAGAAACGUAUCAAAGGAUCAUUUAUUGCAACAUAACAACGGACAAGGCAUUUCUACUUUUAAUGUUGAGAUGGAGAAUGGAAACGUUGGAAUUUUACUUGCUGUAAAAGCUUUUGUUCAAUUAUUUUUCAAUCCGAUUGUUGGCAAUCUAAGUGGGAGGUUCGGAUAUAAAAAUCUCAUAUUUUGUGGGACUAUCAACCUUCUCAUAUCAUCGCUAAUUUUUUGUGUUGGCGAUUCAUUUUUGAUGCUUCUGAUAGCUCGUGCUGUUGAAGGCAUUGGAUCAGCUUGUAUCAAUGUUUGUGGAAUGAGUUUGAUUGCGCAACUUUAUCCUGAAGACCAUCAUCGCUCAAAAGUAAUGGGAAUUGUUCUUGGCUCAAUAGCUUUAGGAGUUCUCUUUGGAUAUCCUUUAGGGGGCAUUUUAUAUGAUUUUGUGAGUGAAUCAGCUCCAUUCAUCAUUAUUGCAUUUUUCCUGUUCACUGAUCUCGCAUUUCAAAUCACAUUUUUCGAUUUUUCCAAGUCUGAGUAUGAAGUCAAUGAUAUGGAAAAUCGUCGGAAAAAUGGAUCACCACAAUGGAUUCAAUUGCUUUCGAACAAGCUGGUGUUUACGAUAACAGGAGCUAUUUGGUUGUCAACAUCCGCCAUGGCAAUAUUAGAACCACUGCUUCCAAUAUGGUUAAUUGCACAUCUUCACCCUAAAAAGUGGCAACUUGGAACAGUUUUUAUUCCUGACUCUGCUGGUUACUUCAUUGGAACAAAUUUCUUUGGCACCGUUGCAUUUAAAAUUGGACAAAUUAAGAUGUCGGUGAUAGCAAUUAUGGUUGUGGGCGUAUCUUGUGCAAUAAUUCCCGAAGCAAAGACGGUUACAAGUUUGAUCAUCCCUCACUUUUGUCUUGGACUUGGCAUUGGCAUUCUUGACACUUCUUUAGUUCCUUAUCUUGCAAGAAUUGCUGAUUCAGUCAUUACAAGCGCUGAUGAUUGUUCAGAAGUUUCAGACGUGUCUGCUUCGAAUUAUGGAAAUGUUUAUGCAAUUCAACAAUCAGCUGUUAGUUUAGCAUACUCCAUAGUUCCAUUCCUGGGUGGCGAACUUGCUGAAUCAAUGGGAUUUCGAACAAUUAUGCGUAUUUUGGGGAUAACAAAUUUUAUUUAUGGUCCAAUUUUACUUUACAUUACAAUGAAGCAUAAUCUGAAUAGUUUGACAACCAAAGAACCAGACUUAUUACUCAAAGAAACAAAUCCUUCUAACUAUCGUAGAUUCUACGAUUCGAUUGAUUGAAUGAUGAGAAAUAUUUUAUAAUUAUAAAAAAUUUGAAAUAUUUAAUAAAAGCUUCAUAUCUCGAAC